Batrachochytrium dendrobatidis JAM81 is the source of this 2895-nucleotide messenger RNA. RefSeq lists its product as uncharacterized. The transcript has 2 exons. Bases 298 to 2895 code for a protein of 865 amino acids. The record is from RefSeq and is a predicted model, not a curated record. NCBI's taxonomy places the organism in Eukaryota, Fungi, Chytridiomycota, Chytridiomycetes, Rhizophydiales.
UCUUUAUACUGCAUUGGAUACGCUCACUUACUGCAACCAAAGAUAAUAGAUAUUGGUUUGAUACGUUAUAACCCAAAAUACACGCAUCAAAACGCAUUCUCAGCUACCAUCGAGCGUAAUUCUACCUGAUUCGACAAUACUACAAUCGUACGUUAGUCAGGAUAUAUUGCCCGAUUUUAAACUGACUUGCAAACAAACGACACAUUACCAGCGUUUGUAAAAAGUAUUCAUCGUACCAGGUUUAUUCCAUAGGACACUCUUGUAUCAACCAUCUACAUCAAACCCUCCAUUUCAACAAUGAUUGACUCGUCAUUUCCAAACUCAUAUUCGCGUCUCAAGUCGGACAUAUGUGAGCUAGAAGCCCUAGGAGCCAUUAUCCACUCUAUGCAAAUACCUCAAAACAGAAUUAUUACGCAGGCUAUGGAGCGGCUUUUACAGCUAGCAGGAACAAAACAUUUUCUUCCUGAAUUUUCAUGCUUUCAGAUCAUCAUUCUUCAAGCCAAGUGGGCAAGAGAGGGAAAGUUUGAUUUGGGAUAUAGUAUUCCUUGGAAGGAUGUAUACUCCUCUUGGGGAUCUGAAUCGCAGUUUAAAGAUAUUGCUCAGAGAAAGGACACAAACAAAAUUGGAGGAAUCACCGACUCCAUUCAUGGAUCAAUCAAACCGUCUGGUUUUGAUGCACUCGACAUUCCCAUCACAUUCAAGACAGAUACGAAUGAGUCCUAUCAUACACCCAGGAACACUGGCGUGUUUUCUACUGGCAAUAUCAAUAACUCUUUUCACACCAAUAGUGCAGGCAAUGACAAUCAAGUAGUCGAAAACAUUUCGUGGUUGUUUGGCUCACCUAAAGAAGAUCUAGCCUACACAAAUCCAUCAACAUCUGCCACAGUCCUAUCUCAACUGCCAUCGAAUAUUGUGCCAGCAAUGGCAGAUACUGUACAUAAUAUAUAUGGUACCGAGUUUUUCCCCGCCCAGAUCGACUUUAACGAAAUCUCACGACUAGGACUUGCUCAGCAAACAAACUCUACAGCUCAACAGCCACCUAGUUUCUUUGAAGUUGGAUGCCAGAUGAAACCUGUAAAUAGGCCGUCACCGUCGAAUGAUCCGGCUGUAGAAGAGUUUCUUCGCGAAAUUGGACUUUUUCCAUCACAGAGUAGAGCCAAUGUAACAUUACCUAGCACUGAAGCCAGUCUGCACAAUCUCAAUAUUACCACUAUGCCACCCAUACCCAUUGCACAAAAUUCGUUUGAAAACAUGGCAUUUGGAUCUAUACAUACUGAUUUGAACUGUCUUUUUCAACCCACAGAUGCUUUUCAGUUAUGUUCAAUGCCAAUUCAAUCGCCCGCAUUUUGUGAUGCAUCGUUGUUGCCAAAUUUAGGAAAUAUGAACAAUGAUAUGGAGGUUUCAAUCACACCGCCAUUGGUCCAUUUUGAUUUGCCAAGUACCGGAUUACAGUGCCCAUCUUCCCUUUUCUCUUCCGUAUCCCCUAUUAUGAUGGAUGCAUCUACUACAGAACUAUCGAGCUUGCCCUUGCUGCCAGGAAAUUACGUUCCGGUCGAGAAUACUAUCAAGCCAAAAUCUGUGACCGCAUCUUCAAGUGACAUUUCCAAACAAUCCCAAACUCCCAAAAAACCCAAAGAAGUUAGAACCAAAACACUUGGACGUCCGCGUACAAAGAAUAUUCAAGUACCACGACGUUCAUCUGUCGAAAUUCUACCAAAUGAAGGACCGACUGUUCUUUUAUCUCAAUCGGUGCCAAAAGUUAAACCUCCACGUAGUCGUAAACGCACAUUAGUUGCAUCGGGUAAAUCCAUAUGUGGUGAUGGCAAAGCAAUCCAUAGUACCGCUGGUGGUAUUAAAAGUACGGUAUCGACAGAAUUGUCUGAUAUGAAUGGAGUGAAUGUAGCACCCAAACCGCAACAGCUUAUGGUGGAUCUUAAAACCACUGAGCAGUUUAUUAUGGAUUAUAUGGCCACCAUUGAUUCUGGAACAUUUCCUAAUAACACAAGUGGUGCUGUACCUAAAGCACCUCUUUCCAUCCGAGAAUCUGCUCACAAACUAACUCUUCCUAGGUUAAUGAAUGCAUCCUCACAAAUGGUGAUUAAACCCCAAGUCAUACCAACACUCGUUGAAUCCAAACCAGAUCCUUCAGUGACUUGUAACAUGCAUAGCGAUGGUAACGGUGUAGUGAAUGCAAUGCCUUCUGAAAAAGUAUUGAAGCUGGCAAAAUUGACCGAAUAUCACCCAGAACCUCAGUUACUCCAUUCCAUUCGAACAGUAAAGCGACCACUUAAAAUCACUGAUCCUUUGUCUGGCUCUACUGGCGAGAAAUCAUUAUCUAUCAACACGAAAUCUCCAAUGAUACUAACUGCUACUGAGCUACUUGGCGGCGUGGUUUCAGCACAUCCAGCUGGUGUGGGAGCAGUCAAUACUGUAGGUCGUGGACGAGGAACCCGUGGUGGUCGUGGCAGUCGCGGAGGCCGCGUUAAUCGAGAAGGUCGGGCAAACACUACUCAUGCUUUAGGGUCAGCACCACGAUCUACUUUAGGAAGACCCAAGGCAAACUCGACCCAACCCUCUAAAAAACGUAUCAAACCUACUCUUUCAUCCACUCAAUUGUUUCCGACUCAAUCCGCAGACUCUACACUUUCUGCACCACCGAUACUUCUUGCAUCUGAAUCUGCUACGGACAUGAUGCUGGGUAGCGUUUUAUCAUCAGAAACGGUAGAGUCAGAUUCUCCAUCUGCAUCACCCUUGUCAACUUGCCAUGCGAAUGAAAACAGUAUGGAGUGCGUACCCGAGACACAGUCGAAUUUAGUGUCUGGGUUUUCGAACCGUAAUGUUGAGAGUAUGGUUGCACGUGGAAGUUCAUUUGCAGCUGCAGCAGAAUCGCACUGA